UAAAUGAGAGAACUCACCCUGCAGAAGGCCAGAGGGAAUGAUGGAUAAUUUUGCCAUCCAGCCCAAGGGACACAAGGUUGCAGGUUAAGGCGACUUCAGUCCCCCUUUGGGAUUUUUUCAUCUGUUCCUGUUUUUUCUGCGCUCAUUCCUGUCCACUAAUCAGAUGUCCUGCUGCUCCCCUGACAGUUUGUGUUUAGGCUGUAAUGGACCGUGAAGAGGUGGAUGAGUCACUGUGGAUCUCUCCCACUGACCUCUCAUCGCUGAAGAGAGGCUGUUCUCUUCUGUGUCACACACUGCUGUGGAAAUGCUUGUGUAUGUGUGCUUGAGUAAUGCAGUGGGCCCGAGCACUGGACGUUAUCUGACACGCUGUUUGUUAGAGUCGGAGACAUGCUCAUCGUGUCGACAAAGCAGCCUUGGCGAGGUGAACAGUGAGGUGAUGUGUGUGUUUAUCUACGCGGUGAUAGCACACACGGCCUUGUGGGCUGUACUCUUAUAUAUACAGACAUGCUCAAACGUCUGCAGACACAAAUCCAACGCCUCUCUACAGCACUGUCAGAGCUCUUGUUCACUUCUCUCAAGAAGAUUUAUAACUGCCAGAUUUGGAAUCUGUGAUCAAUUUGAUUUUAUAGUUCUCUUAAAGCUGCCACAGAAUCUCAAAUAAGAAAAUGCUGCCUGCAACCUUUAAGCUGUGUGCUGGCAUCUCCUACCGGCAUAUGAGGAACAUGACAGGUUUGAGAAAGAACGCUUUAGUGGCCAUUCACCAUGAGCUGAACCGACUGGCUGGUCCAGGCCCCAGUAACUGGAUCAGCCAAGUCAGACGACGAAGUUCCCUUCUCAGUUCUCGGAUUGAAGAAGAAGAGGGCCCCAGCGAGGAGGAGCUGUCUUAUGUGAGGCAAGGUGAGGAUGCACUGCAGAAGGCCAUCAGCAUCCUCAGCGACCAGGACGGAUGGACCGUUGAAACUGUAGCUGCAAAUGGAGACAAAGUCCUGAGUAAGGUGCUGCCUGAUAUUGGAAAAGUAUUCAAGUUAGAAGUGAUGUUGGAGCAGCAUCCCGACAGUCUUUAUAAUGAGCUGGUGGGAAAUAUGGAGCAAAUGGGGGAAUGGAACCCAAAUGUCAAAGAGGUCAAGAUCCUUCAAAAGAUUGGCCAGGACACUAUGGUUACCCAUGAGGUUUCUGCAGAGACACCUGGUAAUGUGGUGGGACCGAGAGACUUUGUUAGUGUUCGCUGUGCCAAACGCAGAGGAUCCACCUGCUUUCUGGCUGGAAUGUCCACUCAGCACCCCAAGAUGCCCGAACAGCGAGGGGUGAUCAGGGCGGAGAAUGGGCCUACCUGUAUAGUUUUGAAACCCAGUGCUGAUGAUUCAAACAAGACCAAGUUCACUUGGUUACUAAGUAUAGAUCUAAAGGGCUGGAUCCCAAAGACGAUCAUAAAUAAAGUGCUCUCUCAGACGCAGGUGGACUUUGCCAACCACCUCAGGCAAAGGAUGGCUGGUAAUGUUUCUAUGGAGAUGGCUCACGCCUGCUGACACAAGAUGCCUCUCGAGCUUUGGCACAGUGCAUUCAACAGAGGUAGAAGAGCAACCCCUGUUCAGUCUAAAAUAAAGUUGAGCCAGAACAAGCAGCAAAACGACAUGUAAUAAAAAAGCACAUCGUUUCCUUGUAUUGAAACCUCUAAUGCUGUUCCUCCCUCUGCUGUAAA
Sphaeramia orbicularis (orbiculate cardinalfish) is the source of this 1699-nucleotide messenger RNA. It is a transcript of the gene star, whose product is annotated as steroidogenic acute regulatory protein. The transcript is spliced from 8 exons. The record is from RefSeq and is a predicted model, not a curated record. Gene Ontology annotation, molecular function: cholesterol transfer activity; cholesterol binding. Gene Ontology annotation, biological process: intracellular cholesterol transport; steroid biosynthetic process; regulation of steroid biosynthetic process. Gene Ontology annotation, cellular component: mitochondrion. Lineage: Eukaryota; Metazoa; Chordata; Actinopteri; Kurtiformes; Apogonidae. The coding region runs from base 666 to 1526 and encodes 286 amino acids.